This is a messenger RNA of Dentiscutata heterogama, 979 nucleotides long. The record is from the annotation of a GenBank genome assembly. Lineage: Eukaryota; Fungi; Glomeromycota; Glomeromycetes; Diversisporales; Gigasporaceae.
UUAUAUCCUUGUAUGGUGGAUAGUUGCCGCUAGUAUUUAUACCACAUAUAUGGUAGUAUAUGACCAGGACGAAAUCCACAAGAUUCCAUUCUACUGUCCAACAUCAUACGACUACCAAUCUAAACUUAUACAAGUAGCAUGUAAAAUAAGAUUUUUAGACAUGAUUUGUAUGUGGUUAUAUGUUUUAUUUGGUGUCCUAUGGUGUGGUGCUGGUAUUUUCGGUUAUUUGCCGAGAAAAGAGGAUAUGAAAUGGUGGAAUGAAUGGUUUGGUGACGAAGAAAAUCAGAAAAGAGAGUUUACAACCAAUCAAACAGAUAUGGUAGAAUGGGUACAAUCAACGAGAAGAGAAUCCUUUGCUUUACUCACUUUUUUUAUAUCAUUUGUUUUUCCAUUACAAAAAAACAAAGCGAUUAUUCUCAUUGGUUUUCUAGAAGAAAUGACGCCAGAACUUCCUAAUGAAUUAAUUCUCGAAAUACUUAGUGUUCUAUUUCGAGAUACUAGAGAUUUUAAACAAUUAAUCAAGCUGCGAAUGAUAAAUAAACAGUGGAAUUCAAUUAUUCCGGUUGUUAUUAAUGAUAAAUUACAACGUAAUCAUGCUGAUAAAUAUACUGUUGAAGUUUCGUGGGGAAAUCACAAGUGGUCAGAAUACGUCCUUAAACAGCUACGAGUAAAACCACCCAUAUUACCAAUCUAUUUACCUUCACAAAACAUUGUUUACUUCAAUUUCGAACUUGCGCCGAUAUCUUUUAAUGUUAGAGAUAUUAAAGAGUUUAAAUUUUAUUUAUUUUGGAAUUAUCAACCUGUUGAUAAACACUAUCCUGUUAAGGUCCAAGAAACCGGAAUGAGAAAGUCUGAAAUAAGGACCAUUAAUGAUAAUAAGAAUGAACUGUGCAUUAAAUGCGAAGAUGGUCAAAUUAGUUUAGUUGAUUGGAGAAUUAAUGCAUGUUCUAUCUUUGAAGUUUUCGAGCUUGUUAUUUAA